Messenger RNA from Ostertagia ostertagi, 237 nucleotides. The record is from the annotation of a GenBank genome assembly. Lineage: Eukaryota; Metazoa; Nematoda; Chromadorea; Rhabditida; Trichostrongylidae.
AUGGGGGAACAUAGAAUUGCAGUCUUCCGAUCUAGCCUCAUCAACCUGUGGCUUUUUGACUGGGUGCCGGUACCACUAGUGUACACACAGGUUGUUCAUCUCACAGUCUACAGCUACUUCGUAAUAGCAUUAUUUGCUCGACAAUAUCUCGAUAGAGACCCACUCAAGAAAUCGAUAGAUCUAUAUGUACCAAUCAUGACUAUGCUGCAAUUCACGUUCUUCAUUGGAUGGUUAAAG